UUUUUCUGUUUAUGUAAAUCUUUAAUUAACCUAUAUAUAAACGAAAACAUACUCAUAACAGAAUUAAUAUUCUUGUAAGUUUGCUAAAAACUUACAAUAUAAAUUGAAUGUGAAGUGCACUGAACUAGAGCUCAUUGGGUCUGGAUUUGAUGUAUUCAAUAUUCUCCCAUCAUCCUUUAUAAUGAAAUGUGCCCAUAUUUGUGUUUAUAAAAGUCUUGAACUGCUAAGUUUCAAAAUGAGUAUACGAUAGUACUUUCUAUUUUCUAUUGAGGUACAUCUUUCACUCGAAAUAUCAAUCAUAGAAACAUAAGAAUAACUUAAAUAUUAAAAAAUUUAAGAUUUUCUUCUGUUUAGGUUUUAAUACGGUUCCUGGUGGUAAUUUAUCUGCUAAUUUAAGUGUAUUAUCUUAUCAUUGGUAUUGUACAACAUUAUCAAUUGGCCUUCCAAUACCAGUUACUCUACCACCGGGAGUAACUCUAUUAACAACAGGAACAACAUGUAAUAUACAAGGUGAUCUGAUAUUUCAAGCGGUUGACAAUGAUAUUACACAAACACGUGGUUCAUCAUUUUUAACAGAAUUCGGAUUUGAUGGAAGAACUAAUACAGGUGCACAACAAAAUGAUUAUGUUUUGGAUAAAUCUGAUCAAUAUUUUCAAUCGUGGACUGUAUGGGGACAGAGUUUUAUUAAUGAAUCCAAUAAUAUUCAAUAUGAUAUCUUAUCACAAUUUAAUCGACCUUAUGCUUAUGCAAUUGCUGGUACACCAUUAUUUAUGUUCUAUGAUCGGAAUGAUCCCUGUCAAGUGAAUAAUGAAAAAAUGGUCAUUUUAAUGACCAUUUUUCCAUUACUCAAUCAUUUUGACCAUUAUCAUGUAUGGUUUGUAGUGAAUAAUGAAAACAUAGUCAUUAAAAUGCAUUUUUGA
Rotaria sp. Silwood1 is the source of this 920-nucleotide messenger RNA. The record is from the annotation of a GenBank genome assembly. NCBI's taxonomy places the organism in Eukaryota, Metazoa, Rotifera, Eurotatoria, Philodinida, Philodinidae.